CGAUUCGGUAACGAAGCGGGCCACCUGUGAAAAGUAACAUGGAUCCCCAUCUCCAGACCCUGAGCUAUACGAAUAUCUCAUUAUGCUUUUUGGUGCGAAGGAGUGUGGUCGCCUCUUGUUUACCUUUUUUGCGUGUUCACAAUGUCGUCAAAUAGGAAACGUGUGAUUAUAAUUAAAGAAAAAUUGAAGAAAUUAGAGGAAAUGCUACAGGACGUCUCUACAAGUGGGAGUGACCAGGAUAUAGAACCCCGUAGAAAGAGAAUUCGCCGCAUAAGUGUUUCCUCAUCAGAUUCGGUUCACAGCGAUGUUAAUCAGGGUAAUAUCGUAGAGGUCGAUGUUCACAGAGAAGCAGAACUUUCUCCAAUACCCUCUGAUAAAAUAGAUAGUAUAAAUAAAAUACUGGGAACUGAUCCAUCCAUGCCUAAGGUUAUGGGCAAGCCAGUGAGUGAUCAGGUGGCCUCUAGGCUAAAUUAUUACGCAACCAAUGGGAUGUCUAGCGAUGAAAAAGAAAAAAUAAGACUCGAGUGGCCAACACCUGAAAACUGCCUCUCUUUCAACUCACCUACCUUAAAUCCAGAGAUUUUAGCACUUCUUUCGCCUACCGAUCAGAAAAAAGAUUCCUUUAUGUGUCAUAUUCAAAAUGAAUAGCUGGAAGCUUAAGUGCUUUAUCAUCAGUGAUAAGCAAACUGUUAGAUAUAGCAGACUUCCCUAAUGUUGUAAAAGAAAUAAUAUCUGAUCAAAUGACAGCAGGAAAACUUCAGUGCAACGCCCAUUUUCAGUUAUCAAUGCAUCGCAGACAUCAAGUCUAUCCUCUUUUAAAAUCUGACAUGCAAAAACUAGCCAAAGAAUCUAAAAUGGAUAAUUUUCUCUUUGGAAAAACAUUCAUGGAGAAAUGUAAAAUUAAUCAAACUAUAAAUAAAUCUGCAGUAGAGCUGCAGGUGAGUAAAGUUCCUGCAAGCAGCCAAAUCUUUAAUAGGAGCCAUUUAAACUGGCAGCGCCCCAAAACGUCUGUACGUUUUCGGAAAAGUCAGUUUGUACUAAACAAGAGAAAGGAGCCUCGAAUACAAGAGAGAAACAGAAAUCAAUGGAGAUCAUCGAGAGGGAACCUAGCCAGAUACAAUUACCGAAACCGACAAAUUCAGUAGAGGUGGCCCGCUUCGUUACCGAAUCGCAUUCUACAAUAUGUGUUCUAGUGGACCGGACUGAAGAAUAAUUCCGAUUGAACUUCCUUACUAGGUAAGUCGUU
Messenger RNA from Acanthoscelides obtectus, 1246 nucleotides. NCBI's taxonomy places the organism in Eukaryota, Metazoa, Arthropoda, Insecta, Coleoptera, Chrysomelidae. The record is from the annotation of a GenBank genome assembly.